Molecule: messenger RNA, 1089 nt
Organism: Heterostelium album PN500
Lineage: Eukaryota; Evosea; Eumycetozoa; Acytosteliales; Acytosteliaceae
Gene: pter
Product: phosphotriesterase family protein
Exons: 3
Coding region: 1-1089 (362 amino acids)
Biological process (GO): catabolic process
Molecular function (GO): zinc ion binding
Source: RefSeq, a predicted model, not a curated record
AUGUCUGAGAGAAAAGGAAAAGUACAAACAGUGGUUGGAUUAGUUGAACCGGAUACAAUUGGUAUCACACAUAUGCAUGAGCAUAUCAUUAUCAAUUACCUUGACUUCUAUGAGGAACCAACACAACAAGAUUUGAAGGAUGCAUGUUGUUGUCAUAGCAGCAAUGACACAAGACAACUACACACUGAGAAGAUUGCAGUUGAUAAUCUACAUUGGAUCAAUUACAACUACAAUAAGAACCUACAUAAUCUUGAACUCAAUGAAAUCGAUGUUGCACUUAGAGAGUUGGCGUUGUUCAAGAACCAAGGUGGAAACACCAUCGUUGAAGUGACUACCGGUGGAAUCGGUAGAGAUCCAACCAAGCUUAAAACCGUCUCUGAACAAUCAAAGUUAAAUAUUGUAAUGGGUGCUGGUUACUAUGUUGACAAGACAAUUAGAAAAUUGAUUCAAGAUAAAAGUGAACAAGAAAUAGAAGAUGAAAUUGUUAGACAACUAUUGGAAGGUGCAGAUGGAACCGAUAUCAAAGCAGGAAUCAUCGGUGAAGUUGGUUGCAGUUGGCCAUUGACAGAGUGUGAGAAGAAAUCGUUGAGAGCAUCCGCUAGAGCUCAAAAGAGAACUGGUGUUUCAAUUACAAUUCACCCUGGUAGAAGUAGAAUUGCUCCAUUACAAAUUCUUGAAAUUAUAAAGGAAGCAGGUGGUGAUUUGUCACGUGUUGUUAUUGGACAUCUGGAUAGAACGGUUCAUGAUAUCGAGAUGCUUUUGGAGAUUGCCAAGACUGGCUGUGUAUUGGAGUAUGAUCUCUGGGGUAUGGAGAUCUCUUACUACCCAUGGGGAGGCGACGUCAUCGGUAUGCUCAAUGACAAUCAGAGAAUCGAAGCGAUCGCACAACUCAUCGAUGCCGGUCACGCCAAGCAAAUCGUAGUGGCACACGACGUCUACACCAAACACCGAUUGGUAACCUACGGAGGACACGGCUAUCAUCAUAUCCUCCACAAAAUACUGCCCAGAAUGAAAAAGUAUGGAAUCAGCGAUGAGAAUAUAAAGGAAAUCUUAAUCAAUACACCCAAGAGAUUGUUGACCAUUCAAUAA